This is a messenger RNA of Dromiciops gliroides (monito del monte), 1863 nucleotides long. Its product is annotated as homeobox protein MSX-3-like. Gene Ontology annotation, biological process: regulation of transcription by RNA polymerase II; embryonic morphogenesis. Bases 98 to 985 code for a protein of 295 amino acids. NCBI's taxonomy places the organism in Eukaryota, Metazoa, Chordata, Mammalia, Microbiotheria, Microbiotheriidae. The record is from RefSeq and is a predicted model, not a curated record. Gene Ontology annotation, molecular function: RNA polymerase II transcription regulatory region sequence-specific DNA binding; DNA-binding transcription factor activity, RNA polymerase II-specific. The transcript has 2 exons. Gene Ontology annotation, cellular component: nucleus.
CCGCGAGCCCUCUGGAGCCGGGAGCGUGACAGGAGCCCCAUGCGCACGGGCUGAGGCAGCGCCCCCUCCCCGGGCCCCGGCCCUGGCUGCGGGGUGUAUGGCCCCCUCGUCCCUGACCAUGAAUCCUGGUGGCCAGAGGGGACCCGGCCCAGUGGCCGAGAGUAGCCGAAGCGGCGGCCCCGGGACGGAGGAAGCGGGCCCUGGGGCCGAGCCCUCGCCGUCGCUCUCGCCGUCACCGCGGGGCUCUGGGCAGCGUCCAGGCCCCGGCCCGCUGCCCUUCAGCGUGGAGUCGCUGCUAGUGCUGGAGCGCAGACCCGCCCGGGUAGCCCGGGCCCCCGAGGUGCGCGCCGGCCCCGGUCACAGUCACAGCCACAGCCACAGCCACAGCCCGGGCCAGACCAGGGGCGGCCGCUACGCGCCCGACGCAGGACAGGAGGCGGCGGCAGCUGGGGCUGCUGCGGAGCCCCGCGUGGAGGCAGCGGCUGCAGCUGCUGGGGAGAGCCCCCGGGGGGACGCGGAUCCCGGCGCCUGGUUCCCCUCCGCUACCUACUCGUCUCCUCCUCGGCCCCCCAGUCCUCCACCGUGCACCCUCCGCAAACACAAGAACAAUCGAAAGCCUCGGACACCCUUCACAACGGCACAACUUCUGGCCUUGGAACGGAAGUUCCGGCAGAAACAGUACCUGUCCAUUGCCGAGCGAGCAGAGUUCUCCAGUUCUCUGAGCCUCACGGAGACACAGGUCAAGAUUUGGUUUCAGAAUCGAAGGGCUAAAGCCAAGAGGCUGCAGGAAGCUGAGUUAGAGAAACUGAAGCUAGCGGCCAAGCCCCUCUUGCCUUCCUUUGCGCUGCCCUUCCCAUUGGGGGCUCACCUGCAGGGUUCACCUACUCUGUAUGGGGCCUCAGGCACCUUUCCCCGGGGCACCCUGCAGCCAGUACCGGGGCUUUUCACAACCCCAGUCACCUAUGGGAUGUACUAUCUGUCCUAGGGGGCACUAGUCGGCGUAUAUAAACCCAAAGACUUGGCCAGCCUGAAGUCCUUCAGACAAGCCCUCGGCCUAAACCUGAGAUCGGGAUGCCCAGGAAGGGGCAGAAAUGUGGCCAAGCUUGCUUGAUCUGUGACUGGGAGAAAUAACCCCGUAGAGGGUUUUUUUAAGUUCUGUGUAUGAAUUGCUUGAGAUUGAAACCACGGCUGGUAUCAGUCUACUGAAUAGAAUUCUGUCUUGAUAUGUGUGGCAUUCUCUCCAGAGAUUGGGGAAAGGGGUGAGGGAAAGCUCUAGAGCCAAGGUUCUAGGUUUCCAGAAAAAGAGUCCUACCCUGCACUUACUCAGAGGAGUUUCUGGAGAUGCCCUUGGGUUUGUUCUUAUGCCAGCCUCUGAAGUGAUCUAAGGUACAAAUUGGUUAGUAAUCUGGAGCUAACACAGUCAAAGCCAGGCAGUUAAGGGCCUCUUCCUGAUGAAUAUAAAGGAAGGCAGACCCCUAGCAGCAGCCUAUGGAAGUCAUCAUAGGUUUGCUCUUCAAUGGAAAUCUGUGAAAGUGAAAUGUCUUAGGACCGUAAAUUCAGAUCUCUGCCAGUCUCCACAGAGCAGUGCCCAGAGCAGCAGGCUUUUGUAACUUUCAAGCCUUUCGAGUUUCUUUUUUCUUAUUUGAUUAAUACGAGUUGUAUUUGAGGCCAGAAAUCUGCUUGGCAGUGCCUCUUACAGAUAUUUAAAAGAUGUAUUUUUAAAAGUCGUGUGCAUAUCAGAAUUAAGGAAACUGUUUACGGAAAGACAGUGUACAUAGUUUUUGUACAGUGGCCUCGGAUGGACUGGAAUAAAAUUUCCUAUUUUGUACAAAGCAGUCAAUAAAAUAUUCUAAGUUGAAUCCA